AUGUCUGUCGGAGUGGCCAUCAUUGGAAGUGGCAUCUUCGCUCGCGAGGAGCAUCUGCCCGCAAUCCAAGCAGCAAAGGACUUCCAGCUGAAAGCCAUCUACUCCCGAUCCCUCAAGUCAGCCCAGGAUCUCGCGAAUGGGACUACCGGCGUUGAUCUCUACUCCGAGGACUCUGGCUCCGGAAAGGGAUACGCCGAUUUGCUUGCCCGCGAGGACAUCGCGGCGGUCGUCAUCGCCCUCCCCAUCCUGGUCCAGCCUGAUUUCAUCCGCAAGGCCCUGACCGCAGGGAAGCACGUCCUGUCCGAGAAACCGAUUGCCAAGGACAUCGCCACGGCGCGGGACCUGCUGCAGUGGUACCGAGCCACCAUCGACACCAGCAAGACCCUCUGGGCCGUCGCAGAGAACUUCCGGUACAUGACCAAGUUCCUUCGCGCGGCGGAGGAGGUGCAGAAGCUGGGGCGGGUGAAGAAUUUCCGGGUGAAUGCCCACAACCUGAUCUCGACGGACUCGAAGUAUUUUAAAACUGAAUGGCGCCAAACGCCGGGGUACCAGGGCGGAUUCAUCCUCGACGGUGGUGUCCAUAUGGUAGCAGCUCUACGACUGAUGCUCGGGUCGCGGGACCCCGUCGCUACGAUAUCCGCACAGUCCUGUCUCCAGCAACAGCAUCUCGCUCCGCUCGACACGGUGGACGCGGUGAUGAAGACCAGAUCGGGCGCUACGGGUGUGCUGUCCUUGUCGUACGGAUCGGAGUUUAAUGACUCUAUCUUUGAGUUUGACUGUGAGGGAGGCGUGGUCGCCUUGAACUUUGACCAGCUGACAGUCAAGGGGGAGAGCACUGAGCUCCCUUUUGACGGACGAGGUGUUAGCCGGGAGGUCGCCGUGUUUGCUGCGACGAUUGCCAGCGGUGGUUCGGUCGACAAGCGACAGAGUCCGGAAGAGGCGUUGGCUGAUUUGGAGAUUAUGGAGAAGAUGUUGACUAGUGGGCUAGCCGCCAAAGCCCUAAACCACCCGUUCUCGCUUAGCGAUCCACUAGCGUCCCCGCUGCACUCAGACUUGCUCGCUCGGGCGGCCAAACCUCAGCGCGAAUUUUUGAGAUUGAACUCGAAUCGUCACGACAACUCUCGAGCGCCAGCCAGCGAGACCCAACGAUACCGACAAGAUUGUACUGACUGGUUCAAGAUGGUCCUCGCAAAGAAGCACGUCCCCAUCGUCAAGAAGCGCACCAAGCGCUUCUUCCGCCACCAGUCCGACCGCUUCAAGUGCGUGCCGGAGUCAUGGCGCAAGCCCAAGGGUAUCGACAACCGCGUCCGCAGACGCUUCAAGGGCAACAUCCCCAUGCCUUCCAUCGGUUACGGCAGCAACAAGAAGACCAAGCACAUGAUGCCCUCCGGCCACAAGGCUUUCCUCGUCCACAACCCCAAGGACGUCGAGCUGCUGCUCAUGCACAACCGCACCUACGCCGCUGAGAUCGCCUCCGCCGUCUCCUCCCGCAAGCGCGUCGACAUCGUCGCCAAGGCCAAGGCGCUCGGCGUCAAGGUCACCAACCCCAAGGGCCGUGUCACCGUUGAGGCGUAA
Aspergillus thermomutatus is the source of this 1575-nucleotide messenger RNA. RefSeq lists its product as uncharacterized. The coding region runs from base 1 to 1575 and encodes 524 amino acids. Gene Ontology annotation, biological process: NADPH regeneration; translation. Gene Ontology annotation, cellular component: cytoplasm; ribosome. The transcript is spliced from 10 exons. Gene Ontology annotation, molecular function: oxidoreductase activity; nucleotide binding; structural constituent of ribosome. Lineage: Eukaryota; Fungi; Ascomycota; Eurotiomycetes; Eurotiales; Aspergillaceae. The record is from RefSeq and is a predicted model, not a curated record.